This is a messenger RNA of Notothenia coriiceps (black rockcod), 1361 nucleotides long. It is a transcript of the gene cunh8orf76, whose product is annotated as chromosome unknown C8orf76 homolog. Gene Ontology annotation, molecular function: protein binding. The record is from RefSeq and is a predicted model, not a curated record. The coding region runs from base 112 to 1116 and encodes 334 amino acids. The transcript has 8 exons. Lineage: Eukaryota; Metazoa; Chordata; Actinopteri; Perciformes; Nototheniidae.
CUUUACACUUAAGUACCCAUGAGGGUGUAAACAAACCUGCAUGAGUUUCAGAUAGACAUUUGUUUGUGUGGCGUUAAAUAUUAAUAGUAGGGAGUUAUUCGUGAUUUCCCGAUGGAGAUAUUUGGGAGCACGUUCGACGACUCUGUGUUUCUGCAGGCGAAAGACCGAGUCGCCGUGCCUCUGUCCCAUUACAACGCCAAACGCUGUGAACCAGAGUGGUUCUGUGAGAGUUCUGCUCUCUGUACAGAUGAUCCUUUGGAGAAGCAGAAGGUGUAUAAGUUCAGAGGAGACUUGGCUUUGAAACAAGGGAACUAUCAGCAAGCCUUGGAUGUAUACAGCAGCUGCCUGGAGCUGAACUCUGCCAACAACCUGACCAUCAGGAGAGAUGUGCUGGAGGGAAUGGCCCGAUGCUGCACCGAACUGGGACAGAGGGACCGGGCGCUGCACUUGACCGACCUGCUGAGCAAAGACGCGUCCAACACCUGUCACCUGAUCAGCAUCCUGCUGCUUAAGGUCAGGAUCCACCAGCAUUUUGGAGCCUUAGCAUCGAGGAUGUCCUGCCUGCAGCAGCUUUGCAGCCUGCUGCCCUUCAACCCCUGGCACUGGUUCAACCUGGGACAGAUGUGUCUGGAGCUACUGGACAGCAACAGAACCUCAGGAUCUUGUUCUUCACAGAGUUGUGAACCAGCAGAGAACACGCAGAAUGAUGGAGACAUUCAGGAGCAGGAGGAGGAGGAGGAGGAGGAGGCAGCAGAGCUCCAUGGAGACAGAGUCUGGCUGAAAGCUUGCACCUGUUUCAUCAGGACAAGACUCCUGCUGAGAUUCCUCCGGCAGCAGCAGUCCUCCUUUGUGUUGCAGCGCACUGAAAGCACCCUACAGACGACAGAUGAGGUGCUGCAGAGGCUCAAUCCCAAAGAAACAACCCUGCAGACUCUCACUGAGGUGGUGUCAGAGGACCUGAUCCCAGACAAAAUGAGAGAGGACAGUCAGGACGGGGAGAGUCUGUCCAGUGUGUGUUUGCAGAGCUUCAAGGAGCGCUGGUGGAACAGGAUCGUACUGACUGGUGUGCUCGAAACAGACGGCCGUCCUAAGACACAGACGUCCACAGAGAACUGAGGCCUGUUCGCUGACAGGAAGACCCUGUCCCUGUGCAGAUCCCACCAAAGAGCAGGAGAAAUUGAGUGGGAAAUCCACAUUAUUGAUAUCAUAACAAGACCCCAUACAUUCACACAGUACAUUUUAAUGCUGACAAUCUCAGAAAUAUCUCAACUGUUUUGACUCACACACUUCCACAGAAUUGUAUUCAUUUUAUUCAAGCACAGAUACAGUAGAGUAUUUAAUAAAGCAGAUACAAAUAUCCA